Messenger RNA from Cryphonectria parasitica EP155, 558 nucleotides. RefSeq lists its product as uncharacterized. Gene Ontology annotation, molecular function: protein binding. The transcript is spliced from 4 exons. Bases 1 to 558 code for a protein of 185 amino acids. The record is from RefSeq and is a predicted model, not a curated record. NCBI's taxonomy places the organism in Eukaryota, Fungi, Ascomycota, Sordariomycetes, Diaporthales, Cryphonectriaceae.
AUGACAUCCAAGUCCGAGAAAGUACUUGAUCCCCUUGCUCGAUUACGCCCAUGGUAUAGAUACCGCCUUACCAAAGGACCUAGAAGAGAUGUCAGUCACACCCAAGGGAGAGACCAUAUUCAGAAAUACGGAGUUAUGAGUAUCGCUUUCUCUCCAGACUACCAGCUGGUCGCAGCCGGAUGUCUGGGUAAGAGCGCCUAUAUUUGGGAUAUUCAAUCUGGCAACCUUGCUGAACGCCUUGAGGGCUCUGAUGAGCAUAAUAAUGCUGUUUAUGAUAUCGCUUUCUCUCCGAGCGGCAAAGAUGUUAAGAUGUGGGGCCUUCGCUCGGCUCGCCACCUGCAGGAUGGAAACGACCAGGCUCCCAAGGAGGGUCGGUGUCUGAAGACAUUCAAGGGCCAAAGGGGAUACGUCCUUGGUGUUGUUCUGACCCCCGAUGCCCAAUGGAUGUUAUCCGGUUCCUCGGAUCGAAGCGUGCAAAGUGUGCCGUCCAACAAGUCAAGACAAGCAGCUAUGUUCAAGAGUGGUAACAAUAGCGAGCUUGGUGCCCCUGGAAGCUGA